CUUUCCGCAGACUUCCAAGAAAUUUCUUACUCGGGAUCAAACGCGCGCUGUGCUUUUUUGCCGAUCCACCACUUUUAUAUUCAAAUCGCAAUACCUCGCUCCCAGUUAGAGAUUAUUGCAACCAUGGCGAUUCAAGUGGCAGCACCAACAUCCUUUGGCUUCACCAGCGAUUCCAAAUAUAGAUAUGAUGUUUUCCUGAGUUUCAGAGGCGAAGAUACUCGCCACUCCUUCACUGUCAUUCUCUACGAUUCGUUGCGCCGGAAGGGAAUCAAUGCCUUCAUCGACGACAAGAAGCUUGGCAAAGGGGAACGGAUCUCACCUGCGCUACUUAAAGCCAUUGAGAAAUCAAGGAUUUCAAUUAUUGUGUUCUCUACCAACUACGCUACUUCCACAUGGUGCCUCGAUGAACUGGCUCACAUCGUUCGCUGUAAGAAGGAGAAAAACCAGGUGGUUAUGCCAAUAUUUUACAAGGUGCAUCCAAUUGAUGUACAAUAUCAAAGAAAUAGCUUUGGAGAAGCCUUGGCCGAUCAUGAAGUCAGGUUCACAAAUGACCGGCAGAAAGUGCAGAAAUGGAGGUCUGCAUUAUUUGAAGCUGCUAGUUUGUCAUUAGAAUGGGUUUUCGAAGAUGGAUAUGAAUUUGGGUUUAUUGAAAGGAUUGUUGAAGAUGUAUAUGCUGUGCUUCCUCCUAAACCAUUCCAUAACAUAGAACACAUGGUUGGACUUGAGCCUCGGAUAAAAGAAGUGAUCUCACUUCUAAAUAAAUCUGACGAUGGUGUUUGCAUGUUGGGGAUUCAUGGAACUGGUGGAAUUGGCAAAACAACCCUUGCAAAAGCUAUCUAUAAUUCAAUCUUCUACCAGUUUGAAGGUGCAUGUUUCUUGUUUGAUGUCAGAGAAGCAUCAAAGAAAUUCCAGGGCAUUGUUUGUCUUCAACAGUUACUUCUAUCAGAGAUUCUUGAGGAAAAGAGGAUGAAGUUUGGUAGUGCUGACGAAGGAAUAUCAAAAAUAAAACACAGACUCUCUCAUAGAAGAGUUUUGUUGGUUCUUGAUGAUGUUGAUGAGAUUGAACAGUUAGAACAACUUGCAGGGGGGUGUGAUUGGUUUGGUUGUGGAAGCAAGGUCAUUAUAACAACAAGAAAUAAGCAAUUACUGAUUGCUUGUAAUGUUAAAAGAACAUAUGAAUUGAUGGAGCUAAAUGAUCAUGACUCUCUUGAACUCUUCUGUCGGCAUGCCUUUCAUAUGAGCCAACCUCCAAAAGGCUAUCAAGAUAUGUCUAGUCAUGUGAUACGUUAUGCACGGGGCCUUCCUUUGGCUGUGAGAUUAAUUGGUGCCAAUUUAGCACAUAAAAACUUAGAGGAAUGGAGAUCUACAUUGGAACAAUAUGAUCGGAUCCCAGAAAGAACAAUGCAUGAAGUACUAAAGAUAAGCUAUGACUGCUUACAAGAUGGUGCUAAGAUUAUUUUCUUGGAUAUUGCUUGUUUCUUUAGAGAGGAGUUAUUGGAUUCUAUUGAUGAAAUAGUAGAAGCAUGUGGGUAUGGUGCAAGGUUUUAUAUUGAAGUGCUUAUUGAUAAAUCUUUGAUAACUAUUACUGAAAAUGGUCAUUUUUGCAUGCAUGAUCUGAUAAAACAAAUGGGUAGAGAGAUUGUUAGGGAGGAGGCACCAUCAAAUCCCGGCAAACGUAGUAGAUUGUGGUAUUAUAAAGAUGUUCUUGAAGUACUACAUGAAAAUUCAGGAAGUAGUAAUAUUGAAGGAAUAGUGUUUGAUCCACCUCAACAAGAAGAAGUGAACUGGAGUGGUAUAGCCUUUAAGAAGAUGAAUAAUCUUAGAAUUCUUGUUGUUCGGAAGGGCGAAUUUUCAACUGGCCCUAAAUAUCUUCCCAAUAGUUUAAGAUGGCUUGAAUGGGAGGGAUAUCCUUCUACAGAACUGCCGCCAAAUUUUUCUCCAAACAAACUAGUUUUAUUCAAGUUAUGUUGCAGUCCUUUCAGGUUGGAAGAGCCAUUCAAGAGGUUUGAAUAUUUGACAUGUAUGAAUUUCUCACACUGUGAAUUCAUAACUGAAGUACCUGAUAUGUCUCAAUUCCAAAGUUUAAGGAGAUUGUUGUUUAAAGACUGCUACAACUUGAUCAAAGUUCAUGAUUCAGUGGGAUCUCUCUCCAAGCUGGUUGUAUUAGAUGUUGGUGGAUGUGUCAAACUUACAGGCUUUCCACAUGAAAUCAAUUUGCCAUGUCUUACAGAUAUUGAUCUGAGUCAUUGCAAGAGUCUUGACUACUUCCCACAUAUAGUGGGAAAGAUGGAUGCAUUAACAGAUGUUUGGGCUGAAGACACUGCUAUUAAGGAGCUCCCACCUUCCAUUGGAAACCUUGCCGGGCUUGAAUCUUUAAAUUUAAGCUUCUGCCAAAGUCUCAGGCAGCUUCCAAACAGCUUAUUCACGUUGCAAAAUCUUAACUGGCUUGAUUUGGGAGGCAUUCAACCUGAUAGCAGAAAAUCUUUAAAGAAAUUAAUGCAAGAGAACCAACCAAUUAUUAGCUGCACAAACGUACAAUUCUUGAUUCUCGAAAAUUGUUGUCUAUUGGAUGAAGAUAUUCACCUAACUCUGAAUCUUUUCCGGAAUUUGAUAGAGUUAAAUCUAUCAGGGAAUGAUUUUGUGUCCCUUCCUGAGUGCCUCAAAGAGUGUCGUAAGUUGUUGAAAUUGGAUAUGAAUAACUGCAAGAGGCUAAGAGAUAUACCAGAGUUACCAUCAAAUUUGCUGUACAUACAGGCAGAGAAUUGCAUUUCAUUGACUGCAGAGUCAUUAGGCCAUUUAUGGUCUCAGGCAAAAAAGGAGUUCUUCGGCAUGAGAAUCAUUUUGCCAGCAACACCAACAUUUCCUGACUGGUUGGACAAUUGGUGUGAAGGAGGGAAAUUGUCUUUUCUUGCUUGUAGGAAUUUCCCUCACGUGGCCUUUGCAUUUGAGUUGGGGAAGGCCAACACAAGUAGGAGGAGACAUUCCGUCCAGUUUUCUCUGAGCAUCAAUGGUCGUGUGAUACAAAAGACACAUGAUGGUAUCAAAAUUGCACAAGGUCAUGUGUCUUUGUUUAAUCUUGGAGUUGCUUUUGAGGGAGAAGACUGGAUGUGGUCUCAAAGAUUUAUGGAUUUGGAUUGGAAUGAUGUGGAAGUACAAGUGACUUGUUUAACUCCAGUUAUGGUGCCAGUAGUUAAGUGUGGAGUUUAUGUGUACAAACAACAAACAAACUCAAAGAAUAUCCAAUUCAAGUCUCCUUUGCUUUCCAUGAAUGCUCCGACAUCUUCACUGAAACGAAAAUCAGUAGCUUCUCCUUCUAAUGAGCCACCCAGCAAGUUCCUAAGAAAGUUCAAGGAUGCUGAUAAAGGAAAACUCGACAAGACAAAUCAAGGUUCAAGGAGAAAUAAUAAACGACGCCAAAAUUUUCAUUCACGUUGCAAGAGAAGGAUGGUUUUUCCAAUGGAGAGAGCGAUCAAGUCCUUAGGGGAGAGGCCAAGGGAGGAGAAUCUGGAGAUGAGUUGGUUAAGGUUAGAUGUGGGUAUUGGAACUGAGCCAUGAAGAAUACCCUGCAUUACACCAACAAGCAUAUUCUAUGUGUAUUCCACCUCUGUUUUAUAUUCAAGAAACAGAGAUAAACAGAGUCAAAAUAUGACCCUUGAAAAAGAGGCUAACAGAGUGAUAAAAUAAAGGUUCCUUAACA
This is a messenger RNA of Prosopis cineraria, 3697 nucleotides long. RefSeq names its product disease resistance protein RUN1-like. The transcript has 7 exons. The coding region runs from base 124 to 3555 and encodes 1143 amino acids. Gene Ontology annotation, molecular function: ADP binding. Lineage: Eukaryota; Viridiplantae; Streptophyta; Magnoliopsida; Fabales; Fabaceae. The record is from RefSeq and is a predicted model, not a curated record. Gene Ontology annotation, biological process: signal transduction; defense response.